AUGGAUGACAGGCCGGCCAGGGAAGACGAGCAGGAUGAUGGGGAGGAGAUGGACGUGCUGGAGGAGGAUGACAUGGCCCUACUAGACCCUCAGCCCCUGGACAUGGUGCUGGCGGAGGAGGCGCUGCAGGACGAAGGUGCGUGCCAGGGCAGUGCCAGGCCUGUGGGAGACGAGGAGUGGCUAUGUAAUGCCAUGGUAGGAGAUGAUGGCGAGUACGAGGAGUACGAGGACCAGGACUCAGACCAGAGUGAGGAGAGUGAGGGGGAUGGCACCGGUGAGAUGUAUGACACCACCCUUCCUUCCAGACAUGUGUAUCUGGGUGAGACAGAGGAGCUUCGAGGCCGCACUGUGCAGGAGGAGAAUGACUGCGUCAGCCUGCCACUGCUGCAGCACGUCUCCCUCAUGAACCUGGUGCUGGUGCCCACCCAGACCCUGCCCCUCUCCAUCUCCCAGUCUGUCCAGGUGUCCAUGCUUCGCUCAGUGAUACUCAAGGAUGGCACUUUUGGCAUUGUUCAUUCAAAGCCCACACAGGACGGCAGGCCAGGGCUGGCAAAGUAUGGCACAACGGCAGAAAUAUACGAAUAUCAAGAGGAGGAUUACAGUCAGACUAUGUCAAUCAAGGCUAAAGGUCGGCAAAGAUUUAAAGUUAUUUCAACACACAGAGAGAUCACUGGGUUGACUGUAGCAAAGGUGCAAAUCUUGCCUGAGAUCCAGAUGGGCAACCCCUUUGAGAUGAUGCGCCUCCAGUCCCUUGACAAGCUGACACUCCCCAGCCCUGAGGAUGCCACCUCUCAAGCAGCAUGGAAGAGAGAUCUCAAUUCUGUUCGAACCUCAAACUGCUGGCGAGUGCGGAGAAGAAAUGCCUGGCUCACCUCUUGGCCACUGUGGGUGUAUAACCAGUAUGAUGACCUCUUGCUGGUGCAGAGGGUAGUCAAUGAACUCAUGAACAACACCAUGAUCAAGCCUGCUGCUGUCAAGCUGCCUCGUGACCCACAAGAUCUCUCUCACUGGGCAGCCAUCAACCUCCCCCUUGACAACUCCCACCGCCUCUUCCUCCUCAGCCUCAACACUCCCACACAGCGCCUCAAAUACAUCCUCUCGGUCCUCACCAAGUGCAAGAAGUUGACAUGUGUCCAGUGUGGCAAUGUCAUUGGAGACUUUGCUGACAUUUUCUCUAUGUCAGUUGAAGGACCUCAGGGAACCUUUGUAAAUCCCGGAGGUUAUGUACACGAGAUGCUCACCCUCACCAAGGCCACCAACCUCACCUAUUACUCCCGACCCUCCACCGAACACUCAUGGUUCCCAGGGUAUGCCUGGACCAUUGCCUCCUGCUCAUCUUGCCACAGCCACAUUGGCUGGAAGUUCACAGCUGACAAGCACAAGCUCAAGCCACAGAAGUUUUACGGCCUCACCCGUAAGUCCAUGCGGGCUAAGCUGAUUGGUGAUGGUGAUGAGGAGGAACCCCAACAUAUUAUAUAACUUUUGUGAUAUACAACUCCCUCAUGUAUAAGCAAUAUUAAGUAAGUCAUAUUUAUCGAAAAAUAAACUUAUUACCCAAGAGAGUCGAGUAUAGACUGUGACUAAAAUCGUGCUAGCGAUAAGCAUGUGUAGAAAAGCUACCCUCUCGUAUAAAUAAAGCAUAUUACUUGAACUAUUAAGAAUAAACAUAGGGAUCUUGUGUACAUAGUCAACUGGAUUGUGAUGUUAUCCAUACACUUCUGUGAUUUUGUCGUCUCAAGGGAUACCAGAAAAUUGUCUCCACUACAGAAAAUCAGUUUUUGCAUUUUUGUACACCAAUCCUAACAUAAUGGAAUCAGAGUGGGAAUCUCACUGUUCACUGGCACAUGACACAAUACUGCAUCAUUGAAGGGGCGCCCUCCCUCAUUACUCUUGCUGGGUCUAAGCUGAGCAUUGCCAGACAGCCUGCAACCAUGGCCCUACAAAACUAGCUUUCAUAAACACAUAUUCCUACCUCUGAGUCUAUGCACACAGUCUGUUAGCAUUUGCAUAAUACUUCUGCAUGUGUGCCUUCAAGUAGUAAACCUUAGUAUUUCAGACUCUUGUCUCAAAAACCCACAUAUCUGUGUCUGGUAGUCAGUCUUCCUCCUUUACUUCCUGACUGAUGACUUCCAGACAGGUGAACAUGCUCAGCCAAUCUGUCACACAGCUCAUCUCUGCUGCAUCCAUCUGAACCUUACACCUGAAACCUGUUUGAAUUAUUUUCUACCACAGAGCACUUUUUGAUGUGGCUUAUCAUUGCAUAUCAAGAUGGGGUCACAAAUGUACUUGGACAACACUAAAAUGGAAAGGUGAUUUUCUCGUCGACGACCAGUAAGCUUUCCUCUUAGAAACUCAGUGUGGGGGUUCCAGGUGCAGAUUUCACGUGGAAAAAACGUAUAAAGUGUGAUGAUUCAAAACACUAGGUCCUACCUGAUAAAUCCUUUGCUUUCCAAAAGCCUUUCUCAGGACUUCCAUCAUCUCCUUUGAUCUCUCGAGUGACUAUUCUAUCUUUUGUACUUUCCGUGUCAGAAGGCUUAAGGAAAUCUUAAACACACAUGGUCAGACCAACACAGUCUGCUUGCUCACAGAUUACUGAUACUCAACUAAUCACCUGCUGGGAAAUGUCUCACAGCAACAUUGUCUGUGUCUGUGCAGGAAAGGCUUCCUGGGUUACUUAAUCAGAUGAAGUUUACAUGUACAUCUGUCAGAUAAACCCUUUUCCAGGGAGUAUUGGCUUGGCAUGUAGAUAGAUAGUAUGAGAUGACUCUGCAAGGUAGAUCAACAUUUUUAAUUUAUCUGCGUGUAUGAGGCUAACAUCUUCCUUACAGAAGAGUGGCUAGGAUGAAGCAUCAAUGUAUUUUUCUGGUAUUUCCUCCUAGCCCCUUUGGGGGAAGAAAAAAGGGAAACAGAAGAGACAAAAAAAAAAAAAAAUGAAUUGAUAAAAAGUGGUCAGCUUUGCCAGAUACGAAGGGAUGUAAAGUGAAGCAAGGGAGAUGAAUUGUUAGUGAAAGACCCACUUCAGAGUGAUGCAGUGUUGUGUUGUCAGCUUAUGGCACACCAAACAUGUUACAGUAUACAUACUGUAUUACUAAACCCACGCUGUAAAAUUGAAGAUACCAAAUCUAUUUUUGUAAUUCACAGGUAUUUAUUUUACUCAUAAAAUUAGUAGAUUUUCAUCAUAUCAAAAUUAACACAAGGUAUAUGGAGUGAAACCACUGAUCUCUCAGAAGAGGACAGGUAGUGUCUAUAGCUAUCCAGGCAUCAUGACCCUGACAUCCUGUAGUGGCCAUCAGGGCAUCUGCUGCUGCUUUGCUGUCAACUGCCAUUGGCACUCAAAAGCCACCACACACUACUUACUUAGGAAUAGUCACCAGUAAGCCCCACUAUCUACUGUACAAGGUUAUAAGCAAAUUAUAUAUACAUUAAACUUGUAUUUCAGACAUCACAUGUUAUUUUAUUGUUUUUAUGACAUUUUAUGUGCUUUUAUUUAAAUUUUUCCUGUUGCUCAAUAUGAAGAUAGUACUUUUAUGUUAAAUUUGAAUUGUAGAACUAUUAUAGAUGUAUAAGAACUUUAUCCUGAGCAGUCACUGUUGUAUAAGAAUUGGUCACAUUACACAUUAUUGUAGCGGA
Scylla paramamosain (green mud crab) is the source of this 3630-nucleotide messenger RNA. RefSeq names its product protein cereblon-like. The transcript is spliced from 9 exons. The record is from RefSeq and is a predicted model, not a curated record. Gene Ontology annotation, biological process: protein ubiquitination. The coding region runs from base 1 to 1479 and encodes 492 amino acids. Gene Ontology annotation, cellular component: Cul4A-RING E3 ubiquitin ligase complex. Lineage: Eukaryota; Metazoa; Arthropoda; Malacostraca; Decapoda; Portunidae.